AUGGGCAUUAAAACUGUGGCCAUUUAUUCGGACGCGGAUGCACGGAGUUUGCACGUUCAAAUGGCCGAUGAAGCCGUCAACGUGGGGCCUGCGCCAACAAGUCAAAGUUACCUCAACAUCUCGAAUAUCCUCAAAGCGAUCGAGUCAACUGGGGCACAGGCCGUACAUCCGGGUUAUGGGUUUCUGUCAGAAAAUUCGGCAUUUGUGAAGACUCUGAGUGAAGCCGGCAUUGUGUUUAUAGGACCCGGCGAGUCGGCGAUGGCGGACUUGGGUGACAAGAUUCAAAGCAAGAUUAUUGCCAAGAAUUCGGGUGUCAACACCAUCCCCGGUUUCGACGGGGUAAUUAAGGAUACUAACCAUGCUCUGGAAAUUGGUAUACAUCAUAUACCGACUUGUUACGCUUUAUUGACAUUCACACUAAUAAUAUUGAACUUCAUCUUAGCUCAAUCAGUCGGGUAUCCUGUAAUGCUAAAGGCUUCCGCGGGAGGCGGGGGUAAGGGUAUGCGUAUUGCGUGGAAUGAUCAGGAAGUCAUUGAUGGAUUUAAAAUCGCCUCACAAGAAUCUUUGUCGAGUUUCGGUGACGACCGUAUAUUGAUCGAGAAAUACAUCGAUAACCCGCGUCACAUUGAAAUUCAACUUAUCGCAGAUAGAUUUGGGAACGCGCUGUAUCUCCCAGAACGAGAAUGUUCAAUUCAAAGGAGAAAUCAAAAGGUUAUCGAAGAGGCACCCAGUGUACACCUGGACCCACCCACACGCAAGGCCAUGGGCGAACAAGCCGUAGCCCUGGCCAAACAUGUCGGCUACGUAUCAGCCGGGACAGUCGAAUUUUUGGUGGAUUCGCAACGCAACUUUUACUUCUUGGAAAUGAAUACACGUCUACAAGUUGAACACCCGAUUACGGAAUUUAUCACGGGGCUCGAUUUAGUCGAACAAAUGAUUCGCAUCGCGGCCAAUCAGAAAUUAGCAUUCACCCAAGACGACCUUAAGAUCAAUGGGUGGGCCAUCGAGUCACGUGUGUAUGCAGAGGACCCCGAAAAAUACCUGCCAUCUAUCGGGUAUUUGAACAAAUAUAUAGAACCGGUCAGCCAAACUGGCAAGAAUGAUGUUCGCUGUGAUUCUGGUAUUGUCGAAGGAAGCGAAAUUAGUAUAUACUAUGAUCCUCUGAUCUGCAAGCUCUCCACUUACGGGGAAACAAGAGACGAUGCCAUUGAGAAAAUGCUGAAGGCUUUGGACUCUUACGUUAUUAAAGGAGUCACGCAUAACAUUCCAUUGUUACGUGAUGUUAUUGGGAGCAAGAGAUUCCGUUCCGGCAAAAUUUCCACAAAGUUCCUCGCCGAGGAGUAUCCUGGAGGGUUUAAGGGAGUUGCUCUGAAUGAUAAAUCACUACACGAAUUGGUUUCUAUUGCCGCAUUUGUUUAUGCUAAAAGAGAUUUAAGAAAUUGGAAGUGGGGUACCGGAAAAGAAGCGCUACUGAAGGGAGCGUUGAACGAAAGGGUACCAAAUAAGUGGAAUCUUUACGUCACAGUCAGUAAAGAAAUUCCGCCGGUUAAUGUAACAAUUGAAAGGAAAGGAAAGGAUUUACACGAAGAGGAUGAGUUCCAGAACGGCCAAACAAGUACAAUAAGAGCCCAAUGGCCAUUAGAAUCACCCCUGAUCAACGCAUAUGUCCAUGAUAAUAAUCAUGAUGGCGAAUCAGUCAUCACCACACAAUACUUGGACGCACUACCGCUUGGUUUCCGUCUUCAAUACCUUGGAUCAAAAUUUGAAGUCUCAGUUCUCAAUGAGAGACAAUAUGAAUUGAGCAAACAUAUGAUUGAAAAACCGAAGCCAGAUUUAUCAAAAGUAAUAUUAAGUCCUAUGCCAGGCAGUGUCGUAAGCUUGGCGGUCAAAGUUGGAGAUUUGGUCAAUGAGGGAGCCGAGAUCGCUGUGGUGGAAGCAAUGAAGAUGCAAAACGUACUACGUGCGGCACGCGUUGGUAAAGUGAAAAAAGUAUACAUUAAGCCAGGUGAAGCAGUGGCUGCGGAUGAAGUUCUGGUGGAGUUUGAAGACGUUGAUAAUUAA
This is a messenger RNA of Acaulospora colombiana, 2061 nucleotides long. Lineage: Eukaryota; Fungi; Glomeromycota; Glomeromycetes; Diversisporales; Acaulosporaceae. The record is from the annotation of a GenBank genome assembly.